Messenger RNA from Homalodisca vitripennis (glassy-winged sharpshooter), 895 nucleotides. RefSeq names its product BET1 homolog (gene Bet1). Gene Ontology annotation, cellular component: SNARE complex; Golgi trans cisterna. Lineage: Eukaryota; Metazoa; Arthropoda; Insecta; Hemiptera; Cicadellidae. Bases 394 to 732 code for a protein of 112 amino acids. The transcript has a single exon. Gene Ontology annotation, molecular function: SNAP receptor activity. The record is from RefSeq and is a predicted model, not a curated record. Gene Ontology annotation, biological process: endoplasmic reticulum to Golgi vesicle-mediated transport; vesicle fusion with Golgi apparatus.
AACUCUUGGAGAUAAAAAUAUGCUAAAGACUUGUAAUUAGAUUUCUCUUGGUCCAAAGUAGAACUCUUAUUUUAUUUUAGGUUCAAAAGGUCAAAGGACAAGUCUCCUCUUCUGUGCGAUUAAGCUCCUAGAAACUUGGUCCAAUGUUUAAAUUAAUUAAUUUGUAACUUAACGUACAGAAACGUAGUUAAAUAAUUACGUAAAGUAUGGAAACAUAAAUAUGUGUAAAAUAUGUUCUAAUUCUUGUUGUAUACAUAUGUACCUGUGAUUCCAUCCGUCUGACUUUACUUUGGGAGCUAUAAUUUUUUAGCCAUUAUUGGUAAAAUCUACAUUGGUGUAUUUAAAAAUUGUACAAAUAUAAAAAUGUAGAUUGUGUGUGUAUUUUCAGACAGAAUGAGGCGAGCUCAUGCAGGCAACUAUUACGAUCCUCUGCCUACACAGUACGAUGGUGACGCUAUGGAGGAGGCAAACGAACAGAUGACAUCGGAGCUGAAAGAGAAGAUCGGUGCCCUCAAAUCCUUAUCGAUUGACAUCGGAAAUGAAGUCAAGAUGCAAGACAGACUUUUACGCGAUUUGGAUAAUGACUUUGAAAGGACCGGAGGCUUUUUAGGGAACACAAUGAAUCGAGUAAUCCGUUUAGCAAAGGGCAGUCACAAUUACUACAUCUUCUACUUGUUCUUGUUUUCUAUUGUUGUGUUUUUUAUCUUAUAUGUUGUCCUCAAGUUUAGGUGAAGAUUGUCAGAUCUGUUAUUUUAUUUUGUGGUAAUUCUAAACUUCAUCACUUGUACAUUCAACUGUGUUAUAUUAGCACUUGUAUUGGCCAUAAAUUGUAAAUAUAAACUGCUUAAAAAAAUUUAUUUUGUUCAUUUUAUUUUAAAUAUAUUGGUUAAUUAUU